AUGUUGUUUGGAAAAAUUCCAACAAGUCUUGGUAGCUGUGUAAAACUAGAAUCUCUAGCCAUGAGAAGCAACUUCUUUCAAGGGGUCAUUCCUUCAUCUUUGGAAUCAUUAAGGGGCCUUGAAGUUUUAGAUCUUUCUAAAAACAAUUUCUCUGGCAAUAUUCCAAAAUUUUUGGAGAGCUUUAUCUUCUUGGAGUUACUGAAUUUGUCUUAUAACAAUUUUGAUGGGGAGGUACCAACAAAUGGAGUUUUCAAGAACAUAAGUGCAACCGUGAUUAAGGGAAAUAGUAAGUUAUGUGGAGGCAUGCCAAAGUUUGAUCUUCCUAUAUGUGUUGACUAUCAAGGCCAUGUUUUCAAAGCAUUGGUAUAUGAGUUCAUGACUAAUGGUAACCUAGAUGAGUGGUUGCAUCCAAUUUCAAGAACAAAUGAGGUUCCUGAAGAACAAAGAAAUUUGAAUUUUCUUCAAAGACUAAAUAUUACUAUUGAUGUUGCAAAUGCAUUGGAAUAUCUUCAUCAUCAUUGCCAUACACCAAUUGUUCAUUGUGACCUCAAGCCUAGCAAUGUUCUUCUCGAUGAUGAAAUGAUUGGACAUGUUGGUGACUUUGGCUUGGCAAGGUUCCUUCGCGAGGCCACCCAAGAGCGUUUCACUAAUCAAUCAAACUCUUUCGGAUUAAGAGGAACAAUUGGUUAUGCUCUGCCAGAAUAUGGUAUAGGAAAUGAGGUGUCAAUUAAUGGUGAUGUCUAUAGUUAUGGCAUACUAUUAUUGGAGAUGUUCACAAGAAAAAGGCCAACCGUUAACAUUUUCAAAGACAACUUGAACCUUCAUGAUUUCGUUAAAGGAGCUUUGCCUAAACGAGUGAUUAACAUUGUGGAUCCUAUUAUUCUUUGGGAAAGAGAAGAUAUGGAAACAAGGACAAAUGAUACUCACAUUCAAAAUCAAAUAGGAAGUCCCAAAAUUCUAGAGUGCUUGAUUUUGAUAUUUGGAAUUGGAGUGUCUUGUACUAUGGAAUCUCCAAGAGAAAGGAUGAAUAUUAGUGAUGUUGUAGCUCAAUUGCAUUUGAUUAGAGAAAAGCUCCUCAGAACAAGAAUAGCCGAGAAAGACUUCAACUUACAGGUACAGAGGGCCAGUGACCUAUUGGAAGGCAGCAUGACUUGA
Quercus lobata is the source of this 1155-nucleotide messenger RNA. Its product is annotated as probable LRR receptor-like serine/threonine-protein kinase At3g47570. Gene Ontology annotation, biological process: protein phosphorylation. Bases 1 to 1155 code for a protein of 384 amino acids. Gene Ontology annotation, molecular function: protein kinase activity; protein binding; ATP binding. Lineage: Eukaryota; Viridiplantae; Streptophyta; Magnoliopsida; Fagales; Fagaceae. The record is from RefSeq and is a predicted model, not a curated record. The transcript is spliced from 4 exons.